UAUCUUUCUAAUCAAUAUUCAGAUCAAUAAGUCAGUGUCAGCUGCGCAGCUGAACAAUGCAAGAACUCCAUAAGUUGAAAGCUCUUUGGCACAGACAUGGUUAUAACAAUGUUGCAACUGUCUACUCUGUGUGCUUCAGGUAUAAAUGCUGUUUUUACAAAAAUGCUAAGAUAGCUUAAUGUCUGGCUUUUAUGUUUCAUUGUCUCAUGACAUGAGGAAUGCUGAAUAUUCUAAAUGUUGGACUUCUAGAAGCUUGAGCCUGUUGACAUGCCACAAGUAAUUACUUCUGGAAGGCUUCUGAGCCAGCAAGAAGUUGAAAGAGCUCACAAAACAAAGCAGGGAAUGGAAAAGAAGAUGCAAAUUCCAAUGUAUACACCAGGAAAAAGACAGUAUUUACAUAAAAUGCAAAUGUUGGAAAUGAACCGUAAAAGACAAGAGGCCCAAAUGGAGCUGAGAAAACUUCAGGAGGAGGCAAAAAUCAAUAAUCAAAAACUUAGAGACAACAAAGUCCCUCAGAACACUCCAAGAAAUGAUGACAAUGGUGACUUUCUAACCCUAUUACCUGAUGAAACCUUGAACAGAAGUCCAGGAAACUCACAAAAUGAAGAAUUUUGGGAACAUCAGUCAAGGAAUGACUAUUAUCCCCGGAAAAUUGGCAAAAUGGAAAUCUGGCUUCGUGAACAAGAGGCCCUGGGUCAGCUUGUCUGGGACAGUUCUAGCUCUGACUCAGAUGAGUUAGGGAAAGAUGAGAGGAAACCAAGGACACUGGUGAGGACUAGGACAGAGAAAAUUCCACUUUUUGAUGAGUUUUUUGAUAGAGAUAGCACAUAAAAGGCUUCCCUUCCUGUAACAACUUCCUCAAGUUAAUAUUUGAAUUAUCCUAAGACUGAUUCACCUGCUUUUUCAUUUGGAGUUCUACAGUUAA
This is a messenger RNA of Erinaceus europaeus (western European hedgehog), 925 nucleotides long. RefSeq names its product coiled-coil domain containing 198 (gene CCDC198). The record is from RefSeq and is a predicted model, not a curated record. The transcript is spliced from 4 exons. Bases 268 to 831 code for a protein of 187 amino acids. NCBI's taxonomy places the organism in Eukaryota, Metazoa, Chordata, Mammalia, Eulipotyphla, Erinaceidae.